CCCCAGGCCAGCUUUCUUUUAUAUCUCCAUUAUGACUUUUACCAACCGUGCUGCUUGGCUACAGGGCGAAAAGGUUCAUCCUAUGGUGGUAGAGGGUGGACCAACACCCGACCCGUCAGAAAACGAAGUGGUGAUCAAGGUUGCCUAUGCGGCAGUCAACCCAUCCGAUUGGAAGUGCCAGGACAGUGCCCUGCCACCACACAUCAAGUAUCCAUUCAUUCUUGGAUUAGACGUUGCUGGAACGAUUGCCCAAUUGGGGUCUAAUGUGACACGCUUCAAGAUAGGGCAGAGAGUGAUUGGUCACUGCGAUGGUCUUGGUACUGCUAAGGCCUCGAAUAUGGGGUUCCAACUCUACUCAACAACCCGAGAGAUCUUUGUUUCGCCCAUUCCGGACUCCCUGCCUCUGGAAAAUGCUGCAGUCCUCCCCUGCUCGAUCUCCACUGCAGCUACUGCCCUAUUUGUGCAUCUCAAAGUUCCAUUUCCUUCGUUGAAUCCAAAACCAGUUGGACAGAGAAUCCUGAUUUGGGGAGGUAGCUCAUCGGUUGGAUGUUCUAUGAUCCAACUUGCAGUUGCCGCUGGUCUCGAAGUUGUCACUACGGCCAGCGCUGCGAAUCAUGAUCUCAUGAGAUCUCUUGGGGCAUCUCACGUAUUCGAUUACCGUGAUGCCGAUGUCUCAGAGAGGAUCUUGAAGACCCUUAGAACUGGAGAUCUUGUCGUGGAUUCUAUCAGCACUGAAAAGACACAAACCCAAUGCGGAGAGAUACUUGGAAGACUGGGUGGCGGUAAGCUUCCAGUGAUGCUACCUCCAGCCGGCAAAUUCCCUGAGAAUGUGAAGGUGGUAUUUGUUAUUUGCAUUGAUCCGGGCUUCACAGCGCUAGAUGUGGGAAAUGCCGUAUGGCGAGAAUAUAUCCCUGAAGCACUGGCUGCAGGCAAAUUUCAAGCAAAGCCAGAUUCCAUCGUCAUUGACGGGGGACUGGAGACAGUACAGGAGGGUAUUGAUCUUCUACGAAAGGGGGUUUCGGCCACAAAAAUUGUGAUCAACUUGUCCUAGAGUCGGGAUUGUAUAUCAUGGAGCUUAUUCGUACUUAGCUUCAUGGAUGGUUAGAGUCUAUUUGAUCUAGAUCCUGG
Molecule: messenger RNA, 1128 nt
Organism: Penicillium brasilianum
Lineage: Eukaryota; Fungi; Ascomycota; Eurotiomycetes; Eurotiales; Aspergillaceae
Source: the annotation of a GenBank genome assembly